Arctia plantaginis is the source of this 408-nucleotide messenger RNA. Lineage: Eukaryota; Metazoa; Arthropoda; Insecta; Lepidoptera; Erebidae. The record is from the annotation of a GenBank genome assembly.
AUGUUUUCUUCAAUAUUUGGUAAGCGAAGAUCGUCGCCGGUGGAGGAUGAAAUGCCCCCAAUCCCUGGUGCAGGACCCACCCCCGAUGAAGGCUUUGAAGUAAUUGAUCCAAAUUCCCCGAGAAGCAACUUAUAUCCUAAUGUGAGUGGAGGAUCUCUACCGCUGCCACAGAGACCCGCACCACUUGCGCCACCCGCCUCAACACCACGAAGAGCUUUAUUUGACCCGACAUUUCACUACCUACAAGGAGUUCCUUUCACCAUGAGUAAAACGCUUCAAAUGGCUUCAAAUAAGGAUUCAUUCGCCUCGGAAACUGCUGACCUUCUAGCGUUUCUCACAAACAAAGUAAACAUUAGCAGUUUUGACUAUGAUUUUUCUGCUGAGAGAAGUGUACUGAAAGAGUGUUGA